Molecule: messenger RNA, 756 nt
Organism: Vicia faba (fava bean)
Lineage: Eukaryota; Viridiplantae; Streptophyta; Magnoliopsida; Fabales; Fabaceae
Source: the annotation of a GenBank genome assembly
AUGGUGUACGACCAUCUAGAGUUUGUGUUUGUUCCGUUGGGACUAUUGGUGUUCUUUUUGUACCAUACAUGGCUUCUCUUCACCAUUCUUCGUGAACCUCAUCGAACUGUCAUUGGCUUAAACGCUGAGUCUCGUCAUCAAUGGAUUCAGGCCAUGAUGGCUGAUCCCUGCAAGAAUGGCGUUUUGGCGGUCCAAACAAUCCGCAACAAUAUCAUGGCAUCGACUCUUCUUGCUACAACAGCAAUCACAUUGAGUUCGCUGAUUGGUAUUUUCACUAGCAAUGGGUGGAAUUCUGAUGACACAUCUUCCAUAUUUCACAGCACUGCUGAAGUUAAACGAAUUUCGAUUACCGUUUGUUUCCUUGUUGCGUUUUUAUGCAAUAUUCAGUCUAUUAGAUGCUACUGUCAUGUCAGUUUUUUAAUCAACGCGCCUACACUCAGAGAUAAGAAUGCCUAUAUGGAAUAUAUUGCUAAGACCUUGAACCGGGGGAGUCAUUCGUGGUCGCUUGGAUUGCGAGCGUUUUACUUGUCGUUUACUUUCUUCCUCUGGAUUUAUGGACCUAUACCAAUGUUUGUUUGUUGCUGUUUGACAUCAUUCUGUUUGUACUUUUUGGAUACAACAGCUAGAAUCACAAGGGAUCUUCACAGUGAUUCGUUCACGAAAGAAAGUGAUGAUGUAGAAUCUGCAUUGGAGACUGAUUAUCAACCUUUAGCCGGUAACGAUUUAGCUGAAAAUGCAGCUGUAGAUAAUGUGUAA